GAGUAGUAAUUUUCCCCACUGACGUCAUUCUCACUGUAGCAGCUCGGCGUGGUGGAUAGAAAUAAAGUGCUGAAAAUAUUAUAAAAUUCAUAAUCAUGUCUUACAGAGAUAGAAUGACAGGGUCGACUGGCAGAUCUGAUAGAAAACCGCUGGGGUUAGGUUCACAUGGUUUACCAUCAUCUUUUGGUGGAUCAAGAGGUGGAAGAGAUGAUCGGUUUGGCGGAGGUCGUGGUGGAUUUGGGGGUGGGCGAGGUGGUGGUGGAUUUGGUGGACGAAAAGAAAAGGGUUCACAGCCAGGUUCAACACUGAGAAAACCAAAGUGGGAUAUGGAUAGACUACAAAAGUUUGAAAAGAAUUUUUAUGUUGAGCAUCCAAGAGUAACAAAUAGAUCACCUGCUGAAAUACAGGCCUAUUGUAGUGCCAACCAAAUUACUUCCACUGGACAUAAUGUUGCAAAACCAAUAUUAAGCUUUGAUGAAGCCUGUUUUCCAGAAUAUGUGAUGACCUGUAUACGUUCCCAGUCUUGGACACAGCCCACACCUAUACAAGCUGUUGGCUGGCCUAUAGCUCUCUCUGGUAGAGAUGUUGUAGGAAUUGCACAGACUGGUUCAGGCAAAACUGCUGCUUUUAUUUUGCCAUCAAUUGUACAUAUCAAUCAUCAACCAUACCUUGAGAGAGGUGAUGGUCCUAUAGCCCUAGUCCUUGUACCAACAAGAGAAUUGGCACAACAGGUACAAGAAAUCUGUUCAGAGUUUGGCUCUACAUCCAGUAUACGAAAUUGCUGUGUUUAUGGUGGUGCACCAAAGGGACCACAGAUUAGAGAUCUUGAAAGAGGUGCUGAAAUUUGUAUAGCCACACCAGGUAGACUUAUAGAUUUCCUGGAAACUGGAAAGACCAAUCUCAGACGCACAACAUAUCUAGUCUUAGAUGAGGCAGAUCGUAUGUUAGAUAUGGGUUUUGAACCCCAGAUCAGAAAGAUUGUAGAACAAGUCAGGCCUGACAGACAAACUUUGAUGUGGAGUGCUACUUGGCCAAAAGAAGUUAGACAGUUGGCAGAAGAAUUUUUAACAGAUUAUGUACAGAUGAAUAUUGGGGCUCUACAGAUUCAUGCUAACCAUAACAUUCUUCAAAUAAUUGAUGUUUGUCAGGAAGCAGAGAAAGAUAUGAAGUUAAUGAAGUUACUGGAAGAAAUCAUGCAGGAAAAAGAAAACAAGACCCUUAUGUUUGUAGAGACCAAGCGCAAAGCUGAUGAAUUACAACGCAGAAUGAAAAGAGAUGGGUGGCCAGUAUUGUGUAUUCAUGGUGAUAAAUCUCAGCCAGAACGAGACUGGGUUUUAAGUGAAUUCAAAAACAGUCGAGUACCGCUUCUGAUAGCUACAGACGUUGCUUCCCGUGGACUAGAUGUGGAAGACAUAAAAUUUGUGAUCAACUUUGACUACCCCAACUCAUCAGAAGACUAUGUACACAGAAUAGGUCGUACAGGUAGAAGUUCUCACACAGGAACAGCUUACACAUUCUUCACUCCAGGCAAUAUAAAACAAGCAAAAGAUCUUAUUGAUGUUUUACAAGAGGCUAAACAGGUUGUCAACCCAAAAUUACUACAACUAGCAGAAAGUUCUAGAGGAUUUGGCAGAGGUCGUUAUCGUGGAGGCGGUGGAGGAUAUGGUGGUGGAUCAAGAUUCGGCGGUGGAUCAAGGUUUGGUGGUGGAUCAGGAGGUAGAGGGGGCUCCCGCUUUGACUCUGGUGGUCGUGGGGGAUUUGGUAACCGUGACAGUGAACAGAAAGGUUUUGGAAAUACAACAAAAGGAUUUGGUAAUACAACUGGUAGAGGUGGAGCCACAGGAACUGGAAUGGCUGGAAGUCGUGGUGCAGGAAGAGGCGGGUUCUCAAGUAAUCAGAAUGGAACAAUGAAUGGAUUUGGUGCACAACAACAAAACAGUUAUGGUAAUGGGGGUGCUGGCUAUGGUCAACAGCAGUCAUAUAAUGGCUGGAAUUCAAUGCAAAAAUAAAUGACAAAGAAUCUCACUAGACAUAAGACUUAAUCAUGACCUGCAUUGUGUUUGGACUAAAUUAUGAUAGUGCAGAGUAUUUAAAAAGUCAAAAUAUUGAGUUUUAAUUUCAUUAAAACAUCCGAGGGAAAGAAGCAGCUCCGAGGUAUAAAUAUGUGUCAUCUUUUACAGAUUUAUUUUGUUGGCAGGACUAAACUCGUGUUUUUUCUUUAAGUAGCAAUGAUGCUGUUUCUAAUUGCAAUAGUAUGAUGUGAUUAGUUUGAAAGGUGAUAGUAAGUAGCACAUUGAUAUUUAUUUCAUUGUUAAAAGCAUUUUCUGUUGUUUCAUUUUAUCAUUAUUUUAUGUUCCAUUAAAAUAUUCUUAAUACCAUUUUAUUGUAAAUAUAUUAUUUGUCUUACUUUUGUUCAUCAUGAUCAGUACCUGUGCUUGUAAGUUACAGUGAAAUUUAAAUAUUUUGUCAUCAUUGGACCAAUGUUGUACUGCCGCCUGUUUGUUGUAUAUUUUAAUAAUUCUUUAGACUAAAAAUAAUAAAGAUGUUGAAAUUA
Messenger RNA from Ruditapes philippinarum (Manila clam), 2554 nucleotides. RefSeq lists its product as uncharacterized. The transcript is spliced from 12 exons. Gene Ontology annotation, molecular function: RNA helicase activity; RNA binding; ATP binding. Bases 96 to 2009 code for a protein of 637 amino acids. Lineage: Eukaryota; Metazoa; Mollusca; Bivalvia; Venerida; Veneridae. The record is from RefSeq and is a predicted model, not a curated record. Gene Ontology annotation, cellular component: ribonucleoprotein complex; cytoplasm; nucleus.